Oncorhynchus keta (chum salmon) is the source of this 892-nucleotide messenger RNA. RefSeq names its product interferon a3-like. Gene Ontology annotation, cellular component: extracellular region. Bases 246 to 842 code for a protein of 198 amino acids. Gene Ontology annotation, molecular function: cytokine receptor binding. Gene Ontology annotation, biological process: defense response. The transcript is spliced from 5 exons. The record is from RefSeq and is a predicted model, not a curated record. Lineage: Eukaryota; Metazoa; Chordata; Actinopteri; Salmoniformes; Salmonidae.
GGAACUUCCACCUUUCACUUUUGGAAUACCUUGCAGACUCGUUGUAUAAAGGAUCGACACAGGUUGGAGAAUGGCAGAACUUGGGUGGCAGAACUGGUAUUGUUCAGUCAGGAAGAACACUUUAUCUCUUUAUCCGUUCCGGAAAACUUACCUUUUUGUCGGAAUUAUACGAAGUAGUCUAUCUUUCCGAAGUGCACCAACGUUGAUUGCGGACAGACCGAGAACUACAGUAGACCUACGCUAAAAUGGGUUCAAUCAGCUUUUGGAUGUGCUUGGUCAUGACGAUUUGCACCUGGAAUAAAACCAUCGGAUGCACAUGGAUGAAGACACUGCCUCGGUCUCCGAGCAUGUUCCAAGUGUUCAGCAACAACACCAUAACGAUGCUUAAGAAAAUGGUAGGAUAUAGGGUCAUGUUUAUUCACUUGUUCCUGGGUCAUGAAGUCUCUCGAGGACCUCAGAUCACUUUCCCUGACAAACAAUACAGACAAGUCAAUAAUUUCAAGGCUGACGAACAGAUUGCCUUCAUUUCGCAUACUCUGAACGCUAUAAAGAAAUUGUAUAGCAGUGGUAAAUAUGAGUCCACCGCCUGGGACCAGAAAGGAGUUGACAAGUUUAUGAAUGACCUCUAUCGCCAGACCUCGGAGCUGGAUCAAUGCGUAAAGGCUAUGAAAACUAGACUAUCAAAAUCUGUCAACAGAGUGAACAAAAAGAUGAGCCUUCACUUCAAGUUCCUGAAGCAUUACUUGAAACGCGAGGAUUACAGCGCAAGCGGCUGGGAAGACAUAAGGACAGUGGUGCUGGUACACCUCCAAAGACUAGACACAACAUUAAGUAGCCAAUGAGCGUUAUGUGUGUGUUGUGUACAUAUUUGUUAUUUAUAUAUAUAUUUAUC